UGGAAAGGCCAAUGUUAUCAUCUUCUGGAGUGGAAUCUUCUGCUUGUCUAAGAGUGCUUUUCCACCAUGAGUGGGUGUCCAUUUUUUGGAAAUAAUUUGGGAUAUGUGUCUCAGAAAUUAUCGGUAGAAGGCAGUGAAGGAGACAAUUCACAAGCCGGUGUGAACAAAGCCAGCAAAGGAGGGCUUAUCUAUGGCAACUACCUCCAUUUGGAAAAAGUUUUGAAUGCACAGGAACUUCAAAGUGAACUUAAAGGAAAAAAAAUUCACGAUGAACAUCUUUUUAUUAUAACUCAUCAAGCAUAUGAACUCUGGUUUAAGCAAAUACUCUGGGAAUUAGAUUCUGUUCGAGAGAUCUUUCAGAAUGGUCAUGUCAAAGAUGAAAGGAAUAUGCUUAAGGUUGUUGCUCGGAUGCACCGAGUCUCUGUCAUCCUCAAACUCCUAGAACAGCAGUUCGCCGUGCUAGAGACGAUGACACCCUUGGAUUUCAAUGACUUCAGAGAUUACUUAGCUCCAGCAUCAGGCUUCCAGAGUCUGCAAUUCCGACUCUUGGAAAACAAGAUAGGUGUGCUCCAGAGCCUGAGAGUGCCGUACAAUAGAAGACACUAUCGAGAUAACUUCAGAGGAGAAGACAAUGAGCUGCUACUCAAGUCUGAGCAGGAGAAAACACUUCUGCAACUAGUGGAGGCUUGGCUGGAAAGAACACCCGGUUUAGAGCCACAUGGAUUUAACUUCUGGGGAAAAUUGGAAAAGAACAUUGUCAAAGGUCUGGAAGAAGAAUUCACAAGGAUUCAGGCUAAUGAGGAAUCAGAGGAAAAAGAGGAGCAAAUGGCUGAAUUUCAGAAACAUAAAGAGGUAUUACUGUCCUUAUUUGAUGAGAAACGACAUGAACACCUUCUGAGUAAAGGUGAGAGACGAUUAUCCUACAGAGCUCUUCAAGGGGCCUUGAUGAUAUAUUUUUACAGGGAAGAGCCUCGGUUCCAGGUCCCCUUCCAGUUGCUGACGUCUCUUAUGGACAUAGAUUCGCUCAUGACCAAAUGGAGAUAUAACCAUGUGUGCAUGGUGCACAGGAUGCUGGGCAGCAAAUCCGGCACCGGCGGGUCCUCGGGCUAUCAGUACCUGCGCUCCACAGUGAGUGACAGGUACAAGGUAUUUGUAGAUUUAUUUAACCUUUCAACAUAUCUGGUUCCCCGGCACUGGAUACCGAAGAUGAAUCCAAUCAUUCAUAAAUUUCUUUAUACGGCAGAAUAUUGUGACAGCUCAUACUUCAGCAGUGAUGAAUCAGAUUAAAUCACCUGCAAAAAUCUAUGAAGAACAUCGAUUUCCCAGUCUAUUUUUUUAGAUUUCUAUGCAUUUUCAUAAACACAGAGAAAAACACUAAUGUACUGUAUGUAUAUACAUGAAUACCAUGAUUCUCUAAUUCAAUUCUGGAAAUAGUUGUAUUACCUAAUUUUUGUGAUGAUUAAAAUUAACCAUU
Messenger RNA from Sorex araneus (European shrew), 1474 nucleotides. RefSeq names its product tryptophan 2,3-dioxygenase (gene TDO2). Gene Ontology annotation, molecular function: L-tryptophan 2,3-dioxygenase activity; metal ion binding; heme binding. NCBI's taxonomy places the organism in Eukaryota, Metazoa, Chordata, Mammalia, Eulipotyphla, Soricidae. The record is from RefSeq and is a predicted model, not a curated record. The coding region runs from base 67 to 1287 and encodes 406 amino acids. The transcript has 12 exons.